CUUAAUACUCGAAAAUCAAUAAUUCUGACAAUCAAAUCUUUCAUCUGGUGUCUGUUUUAAGAACGCAUUCUUUCGAUAAAAAUCUUCUAGUGUAGAAACAUUAGCAGUUACAAGUUGCCAUUUGAAACUUUACGUUAGCACAAAGACUGUCCUAUUCAUUGCAAUCAAAAUGGCCGAGGGUACGUAUGAAUACGAAUGUAUGAGGGCUGAGUUGUUGGGUGUCGAAAAGCCCAAUCGCGAAGAAUUCGAAGCGAGUAUGAAGCUUCGAAGGGAGGUUGAACAGGAAGAACCGUUAACGCAGGAGAUGCAGGAGAUUGACCUGCACGACGAACAACUACAUGGAACUACCGGGAAGAUGGAUGAAUUGAACAAUAUACUGUCAAUAACGCAACAACGGAUAAACAAAUUUAAGGUUGCCUGCGGCAGUCUUACUAGUUUGCUCAAAAUGCGCCCGGCGACACCAAACGCAGGAACCUCAUCCAACGAAGCUGCAGAAGGAGCCUCUUCGAACACCAUCAAUGACGCACUGGACGCAUUAGAUACUAUGAAGGAUGUGGAGGCAGCAUCGGAUGCAAAAAUUGCCAAGUCAGCAGCUCAAGAUAUGGGUAAAAAAAUGACAUCUCAACUCGACAAACUAGAUUCAUUACUGUCGAAAGCAGAUAAUGCAACUUAUGCCAUGAAACAUCAAACUGAUCAAAUGAAGAAGAAGUCAAAAUAAGGAGUGUUCACCUGUGUCGGUUAAGAUUUAAUGAAUUUCUAAUACUGAAUUGACGCUUACGUAAAUAUUAUCUAUUACAUACACUUACCUACUGUAGAAUUUACAACUCAUUUAACAUUAUGCGCUUGUUCAGCGAUAGCUCUAUAGUUUGACUUUGCAAUUAGUUUAGUUGCGGAUUUUUUGGCGCAAAAUCAACAAACUCUACAAUCAUUCCCCAUGCAGUUGUGCUGUCUUCCAAACAUAGCGGUAAACGUUUUCGAGCACAAUGAAAAAUAAACCCAUUGGUACAAUGAAAAUUGCCUGAUUUGAGUGACUAUACAUGAUCGACAAAAAAAAAAGAGAUGCCAAGUGAAGUGAUCGGAAACACCAAAUCAGAAUGUGAUACUAGCUUGCACUACAUGUACAGAUGUUGUAUGAAAAUAGUGAAACAUUUUCUACUCGUUGGUAGGUAUGACUUACAAAAACGCUAGAUGUUGUUGUUGUCUUUAUUCCUAAUGUAACUACUAUCCAUCGAAACUACAUAAUGUACACUCAAAAGGUUAACGAUAGUUUAAGAUAAGAGCAAUAAAGUUAUACUGCAAAUUGAAACA
Messenger RNA from Wyeomyia smithii (pitcher-plant mosquito), 1308 nucleotides. RefSeq lists its product as uncharacterized. The record is from RefSeq and is a predicted model, not a curated record. Bases 170 to 718 code for a protein of 182 amino acids. NCBI's taxonomy places the organism in Eukaryota, Metazoa, Arthropoda, Insecta, Diptera, Culicidae. The transcript is spliced from 3 exons.